AGCGUUUCCCCCGGCCUGCGUCGCACCCACUGAUCUCCCCCGGCCUCCAUGGGUGCCAGCCCGUCUGGCGCGCGCGUGGGAAGCGAAGCAUUGGAAGCUGCAAAUGCUGACAAGGUCUUCGUGUCGGUGGAGGUGGUGAAUGCGUCGGGCCUCGUGCUUCAGCGAUCUCGCGUUGAGCCAGAAGCAUGUGCUGAAGAGUUGCCUGCAACUCUGGCUUCUGAAGCGUGUCUUCAGUUCCCAAUCGUCGAUGAGGCCUUCAUCAGCUACACCACCGCGGCAGAAAAUCCUCACCAUCCUUCACGGAUCCUGAGUCUGUACGUUUCCCUGGAGACGGGCGGUUUCCGCGCCUGGCUCUUGGGCCUCCCCUGCCGUUUGACGCUGGCCGCCGCCUUCGCGCCACGGAUGUCCCACCGGGACGAGCUGCGCCGCCAGGCGUGCCACGAGGGCCGCGGGACGAAGUGCGGAUGGGCUGCGGAUGGGCUGCGGCCGCGCAAAGCCACGGUGACCCUGGAAGCCCAGGAAUUGGUCCUUGAGCAGCGCCAGCAUUUUCUGGAUGCCAUGGAAGCGAAGCAGAAGGAGGAAGAGGAUCGCAAGGAGGAAGAGGAUCGCACUUCUUCCCCUUCACAGGCGCCCGAAGCGACCCAGCAAGACUUGAUUCCUGCCAGAGGUUCUGCGGCCUCCUCGAAGGAGGAGAGCCCAAGCCCAUCCCGAGCAGGGGCAGUGGCAUUGGAAGCCCAGCGGCACAAGAAUCUUCAGAGAGUGAGGAACCAGCCCACGGCUCCAGUCUUCCCACCUCGGAGCGUGGAGGUUCCAGAAAGCAAGGACACCAAGCGCACCAUGCGUUCCCGCUCGGGAGCAUUGGCUUUGGAGGCGCAGCGUGCCAUUGAGAGGGCGAAGGUCGAAGCGGCGCGGAGGUGCGAAGAACAGGAGCGUGAAGAGCCUGCAGAGGAGCAAGAUGAAAGUCAAGAUCAAGCGCCCAACGAUUCUGCCGCCCUCAUUGCCAUGCAGGAUAUUGAGUAUCAGAGGAGUUUGCUCCAUGAUCAGCUUCAAGAUCUGCAAAAGGAGCAGGCCAGGAGCGAAGGCUCCAAGAAGCUCUUAGAAGUGGAGCUGCAGAAAGCCACCACACGGCACCACCAUGCGCAAUCGCGCCUUUCAAGGCGCGAGGGGUGGGUGCGGUGGGGUGUGGGUGUUGGAACAAGUGCGGAGACGUGAGGUGCAUGAGCCGUUUUUUAGGGAGAAAACCCAAGCCGCAAGAGCCCAUAAAGAACGCUGCUUUUUACAUGUCCUGCUCGUGUUUUUCAUGUUCGCCAAGUCUACGACCUGAUUUCGAUGGUCUUGGACGACCUGAAGACGAGAUCAAACAACCUGAUGACGAAUAGCCAGCACAGAGUCAUCCAACAUUGGACAACGCAUCUUUGCGAGGGAGUUUGACACUCGUGCCACGUCACAUGCACUUUCAGGUAUGGCCUGCAGCUCAGCCGAGACGCAAACGAAAUCAGAGAGCAGCUGGAAACAACCAUAGGAAGCAGGCAAUCCUUGGAUAUGUGUGCCAUCAAUCUCAACAGCCUUGGUAACUGGUAUCGGACUCAAAUCUGACCUCAACCCAGCCCAAAUCACAAGCAAAAUGACAAAUGAAGCGGAUGUUCUCCCAAAAACCCGGCAGAGCCCGAACAACUGUCGCACUGGCGGAAGUCCUUCCGCGUCCUUCCUGCUGUCCUUCCCGCGGCGACGUCACCCAGGUGACAACCCGCGGCUCCACGCGGAGGCGCAAGAGGCGCGAGAGGCCGAAGAUGUGCUGCGGGUGGAGGUGGAGGAGGUGGCGCAGCGGGUGACGGAACUUCAGGAGCUGGUGUCAGAGAAAGAAGAGCUGCUUUGCAUGGCCUCCUUAGCUGAUGAGGAUUGCUGAAUCCCAGUCUUUUCCACCAGGGCCAGUCCUGGGAGUCCAAGCCACUCAAUGUUGGCUCUUGCGUGGCCCACUGCACAGAAGGCCAAAAGGGGCCGGCUUAGCUGAAGCCAAA
Durusdinium trenchii is the source of this 2018-nucleotide messenger RNA. NCBI's taxonomy places the organism in Eukaryota, Dinophyceae, Suessiales, Symbiodiniaceae. The record is from the annotation of a GenBank genome assembly.